CCUUCGCUGCAUUCCCCCCUGAAAUGACUGAGCGAAGACCCGAAGACCUUGGAAAUAAUCGUUUAUUCAAUGGCAGAGAGCGCAUUGGUCAAGGUUUCCCGUUCCCUGCCUGGACCACACCCAACCCCUCACGAGAACCUCCAGUGACACGGAUCUCAGAGAAAGACAACGCCUGGCUGUACACCCUUGAUCCCAUCCUGGUCACCAUCAUCGUCAUGAGUUCCCUGGGCGUUCUGUUGGGAGCGGUUUGCGCCGGGCUCCUACUCUACUGCACAUGCUCCUACAAUGGCCUGUCAUCCCGCAGCACCACCACGCUGGAAAACUACAACUUCGAGCUGUACGACGACAUCAAGCACAAGGUGAAGAUCAACCAGCAGCGCUGCUGCUCCGAGGCCUGAUGGCAGCCGAUCGGGAGAGGCGCUCUGUCCGCUUGUGAACUGGUGCCGGCCUGAUCCAAAACUGAAUGGACCUCACGCUGCUAAUAUAGGGCUGAUCUCUGACCAGGAUUAUUGAAGGAUCACUGGGAGCAUAGAGGCUUCCUGUGGACAGCUCAAUGGGAAUGAAUAGUGAUCAACACAUAUCAACCUAAUGACUUUCCCUCCUUCAAAAAAUAAAAGAACUUUAAACAAAUGUAUAUUGCUAUAGAUUUGUAAAGAAAAAUGCAAUCUAAUAAUGCUUGAUGGAAGUUAGAAAAGCGAGAGAGGCACUAGGACUAGAAGACAGAUUGCUUGUGAAAUUUCGGCCUCCAUUGUGUGAAAGCUGUGGCCUAGAAUAUUGUUGACAUUUGCUUUAGUUUAGACUCGGGUCUUUUUGCUGACCCGCUUAAGUUCCCAUUCCCGUCUUUGCCACUUUUCACAACCGUUUUGAAGUGUCAACGCCUCUUAUGAAGGUUUUAUACUUCAGUUCAGUCUGUUUGUAGCAGCAGGAAAGAAAACAUGCUGUAUUACAUUCAGAAAAAUCCUUUUAGAUUGAAGUAUUAGGAUUGUCUUUUGUGUCUCUUUUUUCUCUUUUCCUUUUUUUUGUUUUUGUUUUUGACUGUUUGAUUUCUCAGCAUAGCGUUGAAGACUCUGUGUGGACAAUUCAAACUAAUUUAUCGCAACCUAUGGAUUGCUAAGAAUUCAGAGCCACUGAAGUAACAAAGACUCAAGCUGGCAGAGCGACUUUGGUGAAGGAGCUGAAAAAUCCCCAAGCCACUUUCAUGUACAAACAAUCAAGCCUUAAGCAAACUGUUUUGGAGGAGAGCCAUUUUGAAACACCAGUCCUUGGGUUUGAAGCCACUGGGGCCUCGGAGGAGUCAGGCCUUACACUUGCUUUCUUUCAUUUCACCUGUCUGUUUACUCCAUAGUUUAUUUUGGGCUGUUGAAAAUGAAGGCUAACAAGACCAGGUUUGGUGCAAGCCUGAGAGAAGGGUGAGAAUUUCACAGAACGUUUCACCUCAAGGUGAAGAGAGCGAUAGAACGAGUACACACAUGGGGGAAGUGUGUGUACAUUUCUUUAUUGUACCUCAGACUGGCCUCUCGCUCCCCAGAGCCACACUGGGAGUUCUGUUGACUUGUGGGUAAGCGAGGGGGGUUGAGGGGCUCGUCUUAUUAAGGAGUGCGGAAAGCAGCCGGAGACACGGAUUGUUCAGUUGUUGGGGGAGAGAACGAUGAAGAGGGAGAGAUUGUGUGUAUUCAGCUCAGUUUUCAUUGGACUCUGUUAAUUCCUUUCCAAGUGCCUUGGAGCUCUGGCCUGUUUUGGCUUUGCUGCAGAGCUGUGAUAGUAUUACCUCGUCUGUCUGGGACAGGCGGCCAACACCAAAAGACAUGGAGAUCCCGGCACUGGUCAGAACAUUCAAAAAUUGUUGUUUGUAGACUUU
Sinocyclocheilus grahami is the source of this 1858-nucleotide messenger RNA. Its product is annotated as neuropilin-2-like. Bases 24 to 398 code for a protein of 124 amino acids. The transcript has 3 exons. Lineage: Eukaryota; Metazoa; Chordata; Actinopteri; Cypriniformes; Cyprinidae. The record is from RefSeq and is a predicted model, not a curated record.